CUAACUUUUGUGGGGGGAGCGGGCGAUUAGCGGGCAUCGCCAGUGCCAGUUAAGAUUCUUAAGCCAAGACACACACCUUAAAAAUUUUGAUGUUUGUUUUGCACACGCACACCAACAUCAUUCGUGCUCGCCAGCACGCACACUGCCCCAAUUUUCAUAACGCGCAAGCUGUCAAACACAGUUGUUUGCUGUUGUCAAACGUGUUUGAACAGUUGGUUGUUUGGUGUUUUUUUUUUUUUCAUUUAUUCAAACGAUUUGCAAAAUUUAAGGUAAGUGAUCAUAUUAAUUAUUCAUUCAAGCCAUAAAAGCUUCAUUUCCCGGUAACAGAUUUUGUUGAUUUCCCCAGCCUGUGGAACAACCAUCGGGGACGACUUUGCAGCUUCCUCCUCCGCCACCUCUUCCAAGCGGCACACCGCUUCCAUCCCCGACGACGAAAACGGCCACCGUGGCCAGACAAAGAUGGAAUCUGGUCCGAGGUGCUGCACUUCAACGUCGGAACAAGACCAUAGGCGGCAACGCAGCAUCUUCCGCAGCCGUCUUCAAGACGGGCACGCGCACCACCGCCUCCAGGACACGUUCAUCGAGGAGGAUCCGGAGUGGGUGGUCGCCGGAAGGGGAUGACAAGCAGAGGGACUGCACCGCCAACAGUUGCGCCCAAUCCGGAUAGCGCUUCAGCAAGUGUUUCCGCCGAGGUGCGAUUGAAAACCAACAGUAGACUGGGGCGAACUUUCACCAGGCGUUCCUGUGGAACAGCAACAGUCCUUCCCCCAGCAGCAGAACCAGCGUCCAUUACGGAGUUCAAGCGCCUGGUCUUCAUGGUGACCCAAAUUUGUGCCAGCAACUUAUGCUUAGGAAGACGUCGUGGCCGACACAAACCAACAGCAGCCGGCAAGUCAACAGCCGCGCAUUUCCACCUAGCAAGAGUUCCACACCAGAGCAUCAUGCAAAACCGGCUGCUCUGCAUAAAGCUGCAAGACCAGCGCAUGAUGCUGUUCGAGCAGGUCGUAGAACCGGCCGCAGCUAACGUGGUCAGUUUGUCCAGUCCGUUUGCCCCAACAUCCAGCGCAGUCUGUCGGUGCUGAGCCAAACGGUCGCCGGAGCGAAACAAUUCUCAACGCCGCCACCGCAUUAUUAUUUAAGUUCAACUCCUUUUUACUUAAUUUAACUAAAUUCAACCACAUUUUACUGACUGUGUCUUUAUUUAACUCGAUUAAACUGCAUUGAACUAAAUUAAUCUCAAUUUUGCUUAGUUUAACUGAACUUUACUAAAUUUAGCUGGUCUUUACUGAUCUUAACCAAAUUUCAAUUAAUUUAAUGUAAUUUACCAAAAUUAAACUGAUUUAAUUUAACUAAUUUUACUAAAUAUAACCAUAUUUAACUUUAUUUGACUUAAUUUAACUAAAAUUAUCCAAAUUUAACUAAAUUUAACUUAGUUUUACUGAAUUU
Molecule: messenger RNA, 1446 nt
Organism: Culex pipiens pallens (northern house mosquito)
Lineage: Eukaryota; Metazoa; Arthropoda; Insecta; Diptera; Culicidae
Exons: 2
Coding region: 618-1082 (154 amino acids)
Source: RefSeq, a predicted model, not a curated record